Patella vulgata (common limpet) is the source of this 2509-nucleotide messenger RNA. Its product is annotated as putative amine oxidase [copper-containing]. Gene Ontology annotation, cellular component: plasma membrane. Gene Ontology annotation, molecular function: quinone binding; copper ion binding; primary methylamine oxidase activity. Bases 36 to 2465 code for a protein of 809 amino acids. The transcript is spliced from 3 exons. The record is from RefSeq and is a predicted model, not a curated record. Lineage: Eukaryota; Metazoa; Mollusca; Gastropoda; Patellidae. Gene Ontology annotation, biological process: amine metabolic process.
GAGAAAUCCCGGAUUGUAGAUAAUAUAUAAUCGUCAUGUCACGAGAAGCAGACAGAGAUACACAAUAUUCAUCGACAUUGAAGGAAAGGAGGGACGGAGGCAGAAAAUGGAUGUUCUUGAGUUUAUUGCUUGGUGCUAUAGCACUAGGUCUUUUGAUCGCCUUGAUCGUAGUUGUCACAAACCAAGGUAAACGCCCACCACAACAAGACCCUCAGCCUUCGGUAGACGGCCAGGUUGACGCAUCCGAAUCGCCAAAUCCCGGCGUAUUCCAUGAUUUAACAAGAAGUGAAUUAUUAUCUUUACAAGAAUAUCUUUAUUCAGACAAAGCCUCGGAUUUAAAUCUGGUGAGAUCACCUAAAGCUGCCUUAAAUGUCAGCUACGUAUUUAUUACCGAUCUUUUGCCACCUAACAAAACUGACGUUCUCGGUCAUUUAGAUGACAACGGACCAACUCCAGUACGACGAGCCAGAGUGGUUGUAUUCAGGGGCGACAAGACACCGCCAGUAGUUGAAGAAUAUAUUGUCCAACCUAUACCAAACCCAACCAGGCACGACUUAUUCGAGCUUCGAACCAGGCCUAAUCCCAUCCCUUUUGCCUACAGACCCGUUGGUCUGGUAGAAUUUAUAGAAAUCGCCAGCGCUCUAGCGACUAGUUUCCAAGAAGACAUUGGUGACAUCCUAAAAGAAAGCUAUGAUGCAGGGGUCGGUGAAUGUGGUGAUAAAUGUUUUACAUUUUACCCUCAUCCAAUGUCGUCUGCAAUCGUUGGAGCUGAUACUAGGAAGAUGUGGUUUGAAGCUUAUCAUAACGUACCUUACUAUGGUCUACAUCCAACUGAUUUUAUGUUCUUGGCACAAGUUGAUGGCGCAGAUAAAUCUAAAUUUGCAAUUGAAAAGGUUAUAUAUGGUGGAGAAUCUUUUAAUUCAGUACAAGAAUUCAAGACAGCUUACACAACCGGCACACUUACAAAAACCAAAUUGAAGUUUCCAAAAGUAGACAGAAAUCUAUUUUCAACGCUUAAUUACAGAGGCGAUGCCAAACCUUCUAAACGGGCACCCCAACUGGUUGAGCCGGAUGGAAAACGUUACACCCUGAACUACAGACAGGUAAAAUACAUGGACUGGCAAUUUGACUUCAGAAUGUCUGCGUUAACAGGACCCCAGCUCUACAAUAUCAUGUAUGGGAAAGAUAGGAUAGCAUACGAAGUGGGAUUACAGGAAAUAGCUGUCUUUUAUUCUGGUGCUAACCCGGCAGCUCGAUUUACUGAUUACGUAGACAGUGGUGAACUUUUAGGAAUUCAUGCAAAGAGUUUGGUACCAGGGGGAGACUGUCCAGAAACUGCUACAUUCAUCCCAGCAACCUUUUUAGGUGAGCACACAGAAGGACCCGAAACUAACUCAAGAGCUUUUUGCUUGUUUGAACAAAACACGGGAGUACCAUUAAGGCGCCAUUUGUCUUAUGCUGUAUCGGAAGGUGGUUUCUAUGGCGGGGUAAUGGACAAUGUGCUGAUAUUGAGGACAAUCCUCACAGUGACAAACUACGAUUACAUAUUUGAUUUUAUCUUCCAUCAGAACGGUGCCAUGGAAGUGAGAGCAGUGUCCACUGGUUACAUUUAUACCACUUUCUACAACCAAGCUGAGGAUAAAUAUGGUUUUCGCUUAAAUGAAAACAUUCUGGCCAAUCUGCAUCAUCACAUGUUCCAUUUUAAAGUGGAUUUGGAUGUACUAGGAACUUCCAAUAGAUACGAGACGCUGGAUAUAGAGACUGAAGAUUUGGAUAUUUCUAGGGAGACUGGUAAUCCUGGAGAUAAAUAUAACCAAAUAUUCUACACCAAAAAUCUUAAAAAUACAGAAACAGAAGCUGCUUACAAAUUCAAUUUCGAUACACCUAAAUAUCACAUCAUUCAUAAUAAUGCGGUGAACACAAGCUUUGGGGUUCCGAGAGCCUAUCGAAUUCAAAUGAACGGAAUGUCAAAACAAACUCUAAAAGAGAACAGUGGAAACGAAGCAACAGUAUCCUGGUCACGGUACCAAAUGGCAGUUACAAAAUAUAAACAUGACGAGUUUAGCAGUAGUUCACCAUAUAAAAUGUUUGAUGGCAGAUCACCUGUUGUAAACUUUCAACAGUAUAUCGAUGAUAAUGAUAAUAUUGUGGACCAGGAUUUGGUACUAUGGUUAGCUAUGGGAGUUCAUCAUAUUCCACAUACAGAAGAUCUUCCUAUAACACCUACACCCGGUGCUCAUCUAAGUUUUGCUUUAUUGCCUUAUAAUUACUUUAAGGAAGAUCCUUCCAUGACGUCACAUGAUUCAAUAACUAUAGUCCAUAAAGAUCCAACCAAUCCUCAAAAUGGCGUCAUAUUUAGGAGAUACCAUAAUGCAACAGGAAGACCAACAAAUGUAAAUUUGCCUUCAGAUAAUUUAUCUGACUAUGAAGAUAAUCCAGAUCUUGUUUUACAAAGUAGAAAUUAAUGUGAUAUCUUUUAGAAUAUUUUUAUAUGUCCACAUCGACACUC